CCGGCACUAGGCGGGCCGGAGGAUGAGCCAGCAGCCGGCGGGGAAGAUGUCGGCGGCUCCCCUGGCGGCCGAGGCGCUGGAGCCGGCGGCGGGGAUGCUCGAGGGCCGCCAGAGGAAGCUGGAGUCCAUGAUCCGCGACCCGCGCUCCCCGGUCAACGUGGAGAGCCUGCUGGAUGGCUUGAAUUCUUUGGUCCUUGAUCUGGAUUAUCCAGCACUGAGGAAGAACAAGAACAUUGAUAAUUUUUUAAACAGAUAUGAGAAGAUUGUGGAGAAAAUCCGAGCUUUACAAAUGAAAGCUGAAGACUACGAUGUUGUUAAGGUGAUUGGAAGAGGGGCUUUUGGAGAAGUGCAGCUGGUUCGCCAUAAAAUGACACAGAAGGUUUAUGCAAUGAAGCUACUUAGUAAAUUUGAAAUGAUCAAGAGAUCAGAUUCGGCCUUUUUCUGGGAAGAAAGAGAUAUCAUGGCCUUUGCCAACAGCCCGUGGGUGGUUCAGCUAUUUUGUGCCUUUCAAGAUGACAAAUAUUUGUACAUGGUAAUGGAAUACAUGCCAGGUGGAGAUCUUGUAAACCUUAUGAGCAAUUAUGAUGUGCCUGAGAAAUGGGCCAAGUUCUACACAGCUGAAGUUGUUCUUGCUCUUGAUGCAAUUCACUCCAUGGGCUUGAUACACAGAGAUGUGAAGCCUGACAAUAUGCUUUUAGAUAAGUAUGGGCAUCUGAAGCUGGCAGAUUUUGGCACUUGCAUGAAAAUGGAUGAAACAGGAAUGGUGCGCUGCGACACAGCCGUGGGGACUCCUGACUACAUCUCGCCUGAAGUCCUGAAAUCGCAGGGGGGUGAUGGUUAUUAUGGACGGGAAUGUGACUGGUGGUCUGUAGGGGUUUUCCUUUUUGAGAUGUUAGUUGGUGAUACUCCUUUUUAUGCAGACUCACUAGUAGGAACAUAUAGUAAAAUUAUGGAUCAUAAGAACUCAUUGCAUUUCCCAGAUGAUGUGGAAAUCUCAAAGCAUGCAAAGAACCUUAUCUGUGCCUUUUUAACUGAUAGGGAUGUGCGACUUGGGAGAAAUGGGGUAGAAGAAAUAAAACAUCACCCUUUCUUCAGAAGUGAUCAGUGGAACUGGGACAACAUUCGAGAGACUGCUGCUCCUGUUGUUCCUGAGCUUAGCAGUGAUAUAGAUAGCAGUAAUUUUGAUGACAUUGAGGACGACAAGGGAGACGUGGAAACCUUUCCAAUCCCCAAAGCCUUUGUGGGAAACCAGCUGCCUUUCAUAGGAUUCACCUACUACAGAGACAAUUUGUUGCUAAGUGACUCCUCUCAGUCUUGUAGAGAGAACGAAUCUGUGCAAUCUAGUAAAAAUGAGAAAAUGCUAUCCAAAAACAUCUGCUCCAGUGGAAAGUCUCUGGCUACAGAGCACAGCAAAGGGCCGUUUCAGAAAAAAUUAAGCAAGCUAGAGGAACAGCUCAGUAAUGAAUUACAAGCCAAAGAUGAACUAGAACAGAAGUACAGGUCUACAAGUGUUCGUUUAGAGAAGAUAACGAAAGAGCUCGAAGAAGAGAUAACUUCAAGGAAGAAUGUAGAGUCUGCAGUCAGACAGUUAGAGAGAGAGAAAGCUCUUCUUCAGCAUAAGAAUACAGAAUACCAGAGGAAAGCAGAACAUGAAGCAGAUAAGAAACGCAAUUUGGAAAAUGAGGUUAACAGUUUGAAAGACCAACUUGAAGAUUUAAAAAAGAGGAAUCAAAACUCUCAAAUAUCCAAUGAAAAAAUCAAUCAACUACAAAGACAAUUGGAUGAAGCCAAUUCUUUGCUGCGGUCAGAGUCUGAUACUGCAGCCAGGUUAAGGAAGAACCAGACAGAAAGCACAAAGCAAAUCCAGCAGCUGGAAAUUAAUAACAGAGAGCUACAAGAUAAGAACUGCCUGCUAGAGAAUGCAAAACUCAAACUGGAGAAGGAGUAUCUCAAUCUUCAGUCAGCUCUAGAAUCAGAAAGGAGAGAUCGAAGUCAUGGAUCAGAGAUUAUCAGUGAUUUACAAGGUCGAAUAUCUAGCCUCGAAGAAGAAGUAAAAAAUGGAAAGAGCGCAUUAGCUAAACUGGAAAUGGAGAAGAGACAACUGCAGGAAAAGCUCACAGAUUUAGAAAAGGAAAAGAGCAACAUGGAAAUAGAUAUGACAUAUAAAUUCAAAGUUAUGCAGCAGAACCUUGAACAAGAAGAAGCUGAACAUAAAGCCACAAAAGCACGAUUAGCAGACAAAAAUAAAAUCUAUGAGUCUAUAGAGGAAGCAAAAUCUGAAGCCAUGAAAGAAAUGGAAAAGAAACUUUUGGAAGAGAGAGCUCUAAAGCAGAAAGUAGAAAAUCGGCUGUUGGAAGCUGAGAAGCAGCGCUCCAUGUUGGACUGUGAUCUCAAACAAUCGCAACAGAAAAUAAAUGAGCUCCUUCGGCAAAAGGAUAUACUGAGUGAAGAUGUAAAAAACUUGACAUUAAAAAUAGAGCAAGAAACACAAAAACGCUGUCUCACUCAAAAUGACCUCAAGAUGCAAACACAGCAGGUCAACACUUUGAAAAUGUCAGAGAAGCAGUUAAAACAGGAGAAUAACCACCUUCAGGAAAUCAAAUUAAGUCUGGAAAAACAAAACAAUGAACUCCGCAAGGAACGUCAAGAUGCAGAUGGACAAAUGAAAGAGCUUCAAGACCAGCUCGAAGCUGAACAAUAUUUUUCAACUCUCUAUAAGACACAAGUUCGAGAACUUAAAGAAGAAUGUGAGGAAAAGACCAAAAUUUGUAAAGAAAUGCAGCAAAAGAUACAAGAGUUACAGGAUGAGAGAGAUUCCUUGGCUGCUCAGCUAGAGAUCACUUUGACAAAAGCAGAUUCAGAACAACUUGCCCGUUCCAUUGCUGAGGAGCAGUACUCUGAUUUGGAAAAAGAGAAGAUUAUGAAAGAGUUGGAGAUUAAAGAGAUGAUGGCGAGGCAUAAACAGGAACUUACUGAGAAAGAUGCCACCAUAGCCUCGUUGGAGGAAGCAAAUAGGACACUAACUAGUGAUGUGGCUAAUCUUGCUAAUGAGAAAGAGGAGCUAAACAAUAAACUGAAGGAAGCACAAGAACAAAUUACAAAGCUGAAAGAAGAAGAAGCAAAUGUAGGAAAUAUUAAAGCACAAUUUGAGAAACAGCUGUUGAAUGAAAGAACAUUAAAAACCCAGGCUGUGAAUAAAUUGGCUGAAAUCAUGAAUCGCAAGGGUCCAGUCAAACGUGGAGCUGACACUGAUGUACGGCGGAAGGAAAAGGAAAAUAGGAAGCUGCAUAUGGAACUGAAGUCUGAACGAGAAAAGUUAACCCAGAUGAUGAUCAAAUAUCAGAAGGAAAUAAAUGAAAUGCAGGCACAAAUAGCAGAAGAGAGUCAGAUACGGAUUGAACUGCAGAUGACUCUGGACAGCAAAGACAGUGACAUUGAACAGCUUCGUUCCCAGCUGCAGUCACUGCACAUUGGGCUGGACAGCAGUAGCAUAGGCAGUGGACCUGGAGAAGCUGAGGCAGAUGAUGGAUUCCCUGUCCGUAUCACUCAGUCUCACACUAUGGAAUCCAUGUCCUUUACCUAUCAGCACUCUUCUACCUCUGUCAGUAUUGCCACUAAGCCUUCCAGUUCUCGCAUGCUUCUUGAUUCCGAUUCUGACUCAGAGGAAGAACCUUUGUCUUGUUCCCACAGCCCUACAGAAGUUGAUAGCGCAGAAUCAAGAUUGGAAGGCUGGCUAUCAAUGCCUGUUAGAAAUAACACAAAAAAAUUUGGAUGGGUUAAAAAGUAUGUAAUUGUAAGCAGCAAGAAGAUCCUGUUCUAUGACAGCGAACAAGAUAAAGAACAGUCUAAUCCCCAUAUGGUAUUGGAUAUAGACAAACUCUUCCAUGUCCGACCAGUCACUCAGACUGAUGUGUACAGAGCAGAUUCCAAGGAAAUUCCUAGGAUAUUCCAGAUCCUAUAUGCUAAUGAAGGAGAGAGCAAAAAGGAACAGGAAUUUCCUGUGGAGCCCAUGGGAGAGAAGUCAAAUUACAUUUGUCACAAAGGACAUGAGUUUAUACCUACUCUUUACCACUUUCCAACCAAUUGUGAAGCUUGUAUGAAGCCCUUGUGGCACAUGUUUAAACCUCCUCCUGCUCUGGAAUGUCGCCGCUGCCAUAUCAAAUGUCACAAAGAUCACAUGGAUAAAAAAGAAGAGAUUAUAGCGCCUUGCAAAGUGUACUAUGAUAUUUCUACUGCGAAGAAUCUGCUACUGUUAGCUAAUUCUACAGAAGAACAGCAAAAAUGGGUGAGCCGACUGGUGAAAAAAAUACCCAAGAAGCCUCCAGCACCAGACCCCUUUGCUCGAUCUUCUCCUAGAACUUCCAUGAAGGUACAGCCAAACCAGUCCAUCAGACGACCAAGUCGACAGCUUCCUCCAAACAAACCAAGAUUACUUGAUCUGGCAUUUAAGGAUUGGGAUUGGUCCUUUGAUGAUGUUGAUGAUAUUGAUGGUGAUGAUGAUGAUGAUGAUGACGAUGUUUUUGAUUUCUGAAGAAGUAUAAGGGCUAACUGCUUUCCGUGAAUGCAGACACAGUCAAGGUGAUAAUUUUCUUCCCAUUACAACAAGACUGAAACAUAUCCCAAAAUAUAUUAAAAAUAUAUAUUUUCCUGAGAGAUUGUGCUAUAUAUAUCAGAGGUUUACAUUUUUGCUGCAAUAUAAAUUACUAAUCUCUGAGGGUUUUUCUGUAUUCUCCCGAGUGACUGAUGAGUUGAGGAAUGGUUGGUAAAUAGUCAAAUGAUGUGUUAGGUAACCUUUUAAACUCUGUUCCACAAAAGUUUUCUUGGCAAGACACAUACACUACAUUUCAUGAAAGGAUCGAGAGGAAUGAGUAUUGAAAUGGAAGAAACUGACUUUUCAGCUUUCGUAAAGAUGCCACCAGCACGUCUGCAAGUGAACUGGAGGAAGAUCCACCAUAGUGAUAUAGACUGCAUCUGUAAGAAGUGACCAUUAUACUGUGUAUAUAUAUUGUACUGUAAUACUGCAAGAGGGUUUUAAAAAUCUUUCCACUUUAUUUUUUUAUGCUUAUUAAUCAGAUACCGUUACUUAUUGCAGUUGCAACUAUGCACUUGUAUAAAGCCAUAAUGUUGAAGUUUAUAUCAUUCAUACACAUCUAUCAGAAGCUGCAUGUCAGUGUUCAGCAGCUAGUAUAGGUUUGAAGUAUAUACUAGUUUCAGCUACGUCAUCAAGGGCAGUCCACUUUUACCUGUCUAAUUGCCUUAAUUUAAAUUUUUUCCAAGUUUCUUUUUUUUGCCCAUUCUUUCUAUUUAAGGAAAGUUUACCAGCUCUUAGGAUGCAGUUUUGCUUUGUGGCAGAAAAAAUAGUGCACUAUUUUUACACCUCGUAAGUAUAUCAGUGUCAACCUAUUUUGAAUGUAUAUUGACUGGUUCUAAGGGUGGAGAAGUGCUGGUUACAGGAACAAUGUCUGAGAGCAUGAGAUUUACCAGACCAUUUGCUUGUACAUGUAACUGCUCAUCCAGCCCUUUUUACAAACCUCAAUACUAGUUAUUGACUUAUAUUAACCCUCAUUAAGUGCUAUGAAACUUCAUUUUGCCUUGUUUUUGCAUACUCUCUUAGAUGUGUUUUUGAUUUUUUUUUAAUUUUAUUUCUGGAAAAUAAAAGAAUCUGUGACUAUUUUUACAUUUCACAACACAAUAUCCGAGGACUGUCACAAACUUUAAGAAAAGUAAAAUAUACUGUAGAUGUAUUUUAAAGUUUUAAUUGGGUUCUCUAGCACAUAUCUGUAGGCAUAGAUAAAUAUUUCAGUAGUGUGUUUUGAGAACUGAUAGCUGGGAAGAAAGGGCCUCAGAGGCACUUAAUCUGACCUUUUUUUUAACUUGGAGUUGUACAAAAAAUAUAAUUUAUGUGGGCUCAUUCAUGAUGUGUUCAUAAUUAUCCCAGAAAAUGCAUGUUUUAUACAACUACAGUAUGUGAUGUUAAACAUAUUGACAGUAAAAAAUGUAGUCUCCUAUUUGGUCUCUUUAUAUAUAUAUAAAUAUAUAUAUAUAUUUAGAAUAUAUAUAUAUAUAAAAUAUUGUGUGGGAGUGCAGUAAUUUAAAAUAUGAUCUAACACUUCAAUGAAGGAGGACAUUUCACUUUAAAAUUUUGUUUGUUUGUUUUUGUUUUUUAAAGAGUGUUGAAAUGUUUGGAAGGAUAGGACCAUGUUUUAUUUAACACUAUCAUGAAAGGUGGACUUGGAAACACUGAAAUACUGAAAAUUAAUAAAUAUAUUUACAUUUUGUAACCUCUGCUACAGUUCAGCUUAACAAAGCAAGAAUGUAUUCAGUCUUCUAUUUAUGCACUCACAAAGUAAAAUGUUGUUUGUGAGUUCUUAAAUUCAAAACUAAAACUUUCAUAUAAUUUCUCUUAGGUAUUAUAACCCAGAGCACAGCUACAGUGGUUUUUCCUUGCUUGUUUUGAUUUACAGAAGUACGGUAUAUUUUUAGAUAAUGCAGAUUUGCAUAGAGUACAACAUUAAAAAUGUAUACAGUAAAACUGUUUCCAUUCACUGAAUGCAUAAAUAUUUUAUAUAUAUAUAAAAAAAAAUGUUACAUUGCGGGAAGUUCUAUCCUUUUCUGAAUUGGAGAAUAUUAUAUAUAUAUAUAUAUAUAUUUUUAAAUAAACUAUUUGAGUAAGGUAAAAUAGUUCCUGAACUUGAGAAGCUGGUUUUAAAUGGAAAUAUUUAAAUAAAAAGAUAACUACUGCAGCAGAUAUGGGAAAGGCAAGGGCUGCUCCAAAGGCAGCCCAGCAAAGCCUGUGUGCAGAGGAAGCGCAGACUCCAAGGGAGCCGUUUUGCAGCUCCUCCACUGCUGGGGCUGGAUCCUUUGCACUUUCUCUCCCUGGCUUGCCCUCAUUUUCUGUGAAUCCACAGGGCCCUGCUAAGCCUGACAUUUUAGGAAAUGUACUAUGUUAGAGUAUUUGCUAGCCACAGUUUAUAAAUUCCGUGCUUGUACAAAUGGUCAUUAGCUGUACAUACAGCAGGCUGUACUGAGAUGGUGUCGUGGAGCAACACGGGCUGAGGGGGAGCACAGGGGGUCCUGUGCUCUGCCCUCUGCCUCAGAGCAGAGCAAACUUAGCACAGGUGCCUCAAGGCCAGUGGUCUGAGGUGCACAAACCUCACUUUAUACCCAGGACACAAAAGGCAAAACUGCUGUUCUCUUCUUCUCCCUUAUCCAGCUGUGAAAUGCAAACACCUCUUUAAUGUUAGUUCCUGGAGAUUGUGUUGUUUCCUUAUUGUCUAGUGGUGACCUUUUAACACUUUUUGUACAGGCUUGUCCUAAGCAAACAGGACAUUUUUAUGGCCUGAACGACUUACCUAUAGAAAAUUCUCUUAUUGCAAGUCCUUUUGUCUUACCAAGAGUAAACAAAUGGCAUAGCCAGCAGAUUAAUCUGGAAAAACCAGGGGACAAACUUGGAGCCAGAAGCUCAAGGCAACUUCCUCAUAAGUUUCAAAUCCAAGAGCUCACCUGAACAGGAAAGGCAGACCCCAUUGGAAUUAUCUUGUCAGGUGCCAGACCUUUCUGCACCUUUCUGCAGUGAGACAUCCACUUCUGUCCUAGCUGUGUGCUGCAAUUCCCGAGGGACCUCUUGUGGUCCCUGCGGAAGUGCAGCCCCUCCCAGCACUGCCAGCAAUCCAGCACCACGUCUGCUUUUAACUAGAGGAAAGCUAUGGUGGUUCUUGUGCUUCUGAGCACAGCCGAUGCUGUAACCAAACACAUGACAUAGACUCACAGCAUGAUGUAGGACUUGGAAACAUGCAGGAGGCUCAAGGAUCUUAUUAGUGACAGGGGCUAAAUUUAAAAAAACACUGAAAUUUCACUGCAAGUGUCUAAAUCUCUUAGUGCCUCUUGAAAACACUGAACCUCCUAAAUUUUGCCAGGCAUUCAGUGGCUCUCUGAAGGCAUCAAGGCCACGGAAGCUGCCAUUGAAAUUAAGUGCUUUUUCUCUUUAGUUUCUUUUUGGUUUCUAAUGGUCAUUAGGAAUUUGAGCAUUUCUGUUUGUAAUCUUACAAUGUAUUAUUUUCCCAUCUAGCUUUGAGAAAUUCAUCCUUGGAAGAGGUCUAUAUGUUUUGGUCCCAAGUGCCUUUACCCAUCCUGUGCUUGUGAGGUUAUAUUUGGGAUGCUGCUGUGAAAAGGGAGAACUUACAUGAAAGCAAACUUCUUACCUGCAUUGCUCUUACAAACCCUUAAUCACCUCCUUACUCUGUUUUUGAGGCAGAAGAACAAACUGUACAAGGUCCAGUUCAGUGGAGUAUUUCAGUCUCUUCCACAUUCCUGGAUAGUUUGCUUUGACAUUCAUGUUAAAAUAAUGAUUAAUUUAUUUUUUCAUGUAAUAGAAUAUAUCAAGUUGGAAGGUACUUUUAAGGAUCAAGUCCAACUGUCUGCUCCUCACAGAACUACCUAAAACUAAACCAUAUGACUGAAAGUGUGAUCUUGACACUCCUUGACCUCUGACAGGCUUGGUGCUUUUUUCAGUGCAUUACAGUUUUUUACAAAUUAUUAUCUCUGCACAUAAUAUACUUUACAUUGAAAACAUUAUUUCUUAUUUUUUAAGAUUAUCUUCUGAAUCAUUUAAGGUUCUAUCAGAAUCCCAAGGAUCAUAGGGUUUGCCUGCUGCUUUGAAGUACCCCUCAUGAGGGUGGGGAGGAGUCUUCUUUUCAAUCUCAAUAAAGAAUGUUGAUGGAGUGGUUCUGAAACUACAAUUUGUGUUCCAUGUUGUAGUUGCCUAAAAAGUGGACAGGUGUAUGUACAUACUCAGACAUUCUCAUCUGAAAAAUUAGACAAGUCUACUGAAAUGUGUGUGGCAGAGAACACUCAAAAUACAUCCAGCCCAGUUCUCCCCAGAAACUACUGCAAUGAAUGGAAAAGCUGUAACUGUAGAAACAUAGCUCCACAAAGUGGGGAUGUAGAGAAAAUAAUUAUUCUAAUUACCAGUUCUUAUAAAUGAAAAUUUGUGUUCAGAAUAUUUGCCACUUUGUAGGCAGGAGGCAGUGUUUUAUGAAGGUAAGGAAGCCACUCUUCUACUUGGUAUUGCAAAGGUGAAGCAUUUGACUGCAGCUGCUUUUGCUCCAAUGAUCUUGUAGAAGCUGCAAGAUUAAAGUGAUCUUUCAAGAUGAAAGUCAUGAUGAAAGGUCACAAAAUUUCAGUUAUAAGUGUACGUAGUCCUGAUCUCUUAAAAGAACUCUGGAAAGACACAUCAUCACCCUGAAAAGAAAGGGCAGAGUCCAGUAAUGUCAUGUCCCUGCAACCUUUAGUUGUUGGAGGAGCUGCACAGAAAUGCUUUCACAGCCAAGACAACUGCAUGGAAUGCUUCGGUCCUACCACCCUAUUUUAAGGUCUAGGCUUUCAGUGUUUGUUCAGAGAUGUGGGCCUCAUGUCAUGUAGUUCUGGGAAUUUGGCAUUGCUGUUUGGGGUGUUUUUUGCCCAGGACGCUCUUGCACCACUUAGUAAGCAUGGCUAUCCAGGGAGAAGUACACCAGGCUUGUGAGAUCAUGGCCAGUCCUCUUUUCCUUUGGAUCGCCAACUGCUUAGACUUUGGCCACUGAAUUGCCUUCAAUAUGUGUGACUUUUUAUUAAUAAGUGAACUGGUAGAAACUUUUUUUGGAGUUACCUGAAAUACGAAAUCCCUUAAUCUUUGUAAGACUGAAGGAGCUGGGUACCCCACCAUCUGAGCCCUGUUUUAUAUUAGCUCACUUUGCGCUGUCUCUGACCUCAACUGUUCCAUUUCCCAGUGGGCUCUUGGAGCAGGUCUUGCAGCUGGGUGCAGGUCAGGCUGCAACUUCAGGACUUGAAUCUGCUUGCUGGAUUCCAUGGUCUCAUGUGUCUGUGUGAUGUUUUCCAGCAUAUUACAAUCCCUGUGUCCUGGGGACCACUGAGAUUCAGUAGGACCUGUGUAGCCUUUAGUCCAAUCAGGAGCCAUGGCGGGGAGGCUCCCCUGCCUGCUCUGAGCUACAGCAAGGCAAAUUGUAUUGCUGGAAGGUGGGCAUUUGUGCUAACUUAAACUAGCAAUGCUGAGAGAGGAAAAUACCUUUGAGCUCAGAGAGUCCAUGAGUUGUUCUGACAGUGCAUUUCAUGGAAAAAUAAAUUAAAAUCUCACAAAUCAGACUCUUGAAAGUCAGACUACUCUGUAUACAUAAUCUGUAUAUAGUCAGCUGUUUGAAGGUGAAAUAAUUUCUCACCAGUAAUUAUUUAAAAUAUGCUUUACAGAAACUCAGUGCUUCGUUAAAGAGUCGUGAUUUACAUAACAGAGGCAACACUGAGGCAUAGGAUGUGUGUUCUUCCAUUUAUGAUUUUCAUAUAGUAUGAAUCUUGGUACUGCUGGCCAAAGCCUGCACAUUCCAAAGCAGAAAUCUUGUACAUUCCAGAGCAGGUGUGUGCACAAAUAACUUGUAAUUAUCAUAAAGUGGUAAAUAGAAUUGAUUUUCAGCAUAGAGCCAUGUUACUACUCAGUUUGAAUCAGAAUCAUCAUUAGCCAAUUUAACUUGUCACAUUUUAGGCUGGUGCAGGUUCUGUCCUUUACAUCAUUUUCCAGAAUACUUGACAGAUAAAACAAAGUGUCUGGCCUCUUAAAGCUCCCUCCAUGUGAGUCAGCGAUACCAUAUAAUGCACUGAAGUACCUGUUUAGGCUUCUGACAAUUUAAGACAGUGCUAAGAUGAAAUAAGGAAACAAAACAGGGUGUGAACAAAAUUGUGACAAUUACUUAAACUGUCCUUCAGGUAUCCCAAAUUAAAUUUCAUCAAAACUAUGAUGUAAAAAGUCUCUUAUUUUACCCCGGCCCAAAGAUUGGAUUUUUUUCCAAGACAGAGAUGUUUGCCCCAAACUACUGCCAAUGUAAAAUGGAAUAGCUGACACCUUUAAAUUUAAAAUGUCUGUAUAUCUGUCUUGCCAUUAGGCAGGAAACACCUGAGGUCCAUUGGGACUCAGGUCUGCGGGGCUGGCAAGGUCUUGCAAUUGGAUCCAUCACAAGUGAUGAUCUAUCAGAUUCCUACAGUGAUGAUCACUGUAGCUCCCAGGCAUCUGUUUGACUUCAACAGCUGUCAUCAUGGAGAACUCUGAAGUGUCCUGGAGAACACUGGCUCAAAAUUAAGCAGUUAAAUUCAGUACAAACCAAGAAUUUUAUAACAUCCUAUUUUAAGAUUUUUUUCAUCUUCUUCACCUUGAAAAAAUGAGACAUCCUUGAACCAUUAUUAGUGAUGAAGGUGACAUUUGAUGUUCCGCUUCAUACAUAAAUAUGAAUUUCAAGUAUGGAAGAAUUUGGAAGAGAGUGAAAAAAACAGCCUGAAGAGAAUUUGUAGGGAAGUCAUUAUUCAUCAUCAGGAAAAAUGCAUGACUGGGAAACUACCUCAUUUUAGUUAUCUCCACAUCUGUGGAGCUUUUAAUUUAUAAUAGUUCCUUGAGUGAACUCAGCUGUUACUUCCUUUUUUUUUUUAUUUUCCCCCUAUUACAUAUGUGACUAAAUGGAUAAUGAUUGGUGGAGGAAGAGUAAUUUUACCUCAUUUAAAGAAGUGAGUGAAGGUGUUCUAUAAAACUGGGGCCAUUCAGCUAAUCCUGAAUUACUUUCUCCAGGGUCAAACUGUACUAAAAUCCAGCUCUAGAUCUGGAGCGGUUGGGGGGUGUCGCUGCCUCCCCACCCCACUCCUUUCUCUCCUGUUGCAGUAGAUCAGAGCAGAGCUAGCAUCCACAGCAGCCAUGUGCACAGUGUAAGGCUGACAGAGGCUCAGGAGUCAGGCAGGGACAGGGACUCCUGAGUAGUCCAAGCAAUAGCAUCCCUUGCUGGAUUGGAGCAGCAUGAGGAAAGACAUCUGAGUCCACUUUGCACAGAAAGCCCAGUGUUAGGGAGACCCAUAGCGUGGGGAGAGGAUGGUUUUGCAUUUGUGAUCAAUAUUCUGUUCACUGAGGACAGGCCAGAAAAAAUAAACUAUACACAUCUUCCAGUGUCCACAUCUUCACUGUCCUGCAGCCUGCUGUCUCUGGACUCACAUCCUCAUUCUUUCAAUAGUAAAUCUCAUGGUAAAUGUUUUUUUCUCUCAUAUAGCUGUAGUGAGCUUCUAGCUUACCUGUUGCCAAAUCCAGUCACAGUUCAUCAUAUCCACUGCUGGAGGUGUAUUUGGGGUUAUUCAGUGGACUCUACUCGAAUUCAGAUCUUGUCUUUUCACAGACAAGGACACUCACAGUUUUUGAAAGCCCCAACAAGACCCACACUUUGUCAGCCAGACUGCGUUACCUUGUAGAGCAUGUUGUGAACUGGUACAAUUAGACACCGAGUGUCUAAUUCCACACUUGUACAGCAUCUGUGAAUGGAGUUGGAUUACCUCCAGCCCUGUGGGUAAGAGCUGCUUAUUUGCUUAUACCUUCUGCCAUAAAUCCAAGAUGCUUUCCCCUCUUGCUUUUGCCCCGCUGCUGCAUUACACAUCAAACAAGCUCCUUGUGUCCACCCUGGUACUGGUGAAUGAUGAGUUUAACAAGGUUUAUCCUGUCUAUGUAUUUGUCUAAAGCUGUUGCCUUUAAUCCAGCCACUGAGAAGAUUAUUCUUUACCUCCUGAAAAACACAGGGUCUGCACUUUUGUGGGGCUUGCCUGGAACUUGAAUGUGCCUCUGUUUAUGAAAGUGAAAGAAGUUACUGAGAAGGGGAAAAGUGUUUAAAAUUAUUUACUGCUACUUUAUGAUUUGUUCCAUAUCUCUUGCAGUUUGAAUGAGAACUCAUGGUCCAGCUUUCCAAGUCCACAAAAUUACUUUACCUUAAGUUCAUUAAGUACCCAGCUUUGUUUGUUUUCCUCGGUCUUUUUUUCCCACAGGUUUCUAAGGUGAUUUAUUCAAAAUGCAUUAAGUAACCUAUUAAGAACUGUUCCUAAAUGCAUUUUCUGUAUUUUAUGAUAAAAAAACAACUUGAGGUGCUGAUUCUCAAACCAAAAAUGGAGCAGCUUCGUUUUGCUACAGCAUCCCUCAGGAAAAUGAAAUAUGUCAAUAACAGAGAGGGUUUGGAUUCCACACAAAUCCUUCUCUAUCAAGAAAAGGCUUUAAUUAAAAAGCAGGUGUGUUUUUUUCAUUUUAAGAUGCUGGAGCUUGUUAGCAUUUGGCAGGUCAAUAUUCAGCCUGAUGCUUCAAAUGUUAAGGUGAAAGCUGCCCAUUUAUGACUUGUAAUGAAUAUUUCAUUUUCUCUUCAUAUAUGGCAACAAUAAAAACUCAAAUGCAAUGAAAAUUAACUGUAAGAAUGACACUAUCAAUUUUUAAGAAUAGCAUUUAUUAAUAUCACCUGAAAAUGUAACAUAUGACACUUGCCACCAUUUACACCACUUCAGAUACUUUACACAGCUUUAAUAAAAUCAGAAUGUUUACAAUUAAUCUUUUAACCAACACAGAAGGAUUGAUGUAUUUUAUUGGAGCAGUAAAAAAAAAAGCUUAUCUUUGACUUGCUCUCAAUAAUGUGGGAUACAUGAAAGCAAUGACCACAGACACGUCUCUUCCCAGCCCUUCCCACUAAAAUUCAGAGUAUGAAGCAGCUGUUUUCUGAUGGAGAAGGCCCUGCUCCAACUGCUGCGUGCACACUGGAAGAACCAUCUGCUUUUGCAGAUCCCUUUGCUCCACAGCAGUCACACAAUUUAGAAUGUUCUGAAGAAAACCUGCCUCAAAUGUAGUCAAUGCAGUCUUCCCAUAUUUUUCAAGGGUGUUGGGAUCAAGGGUGCCUUGGUUUUUUACAUGGAAUCAACAGAAUACUGUAAGAACUCUUUUGAAAUGUAUCUUUUAAUUUUGGGGAAUGUAAUGAGAAAUGAAGGCAAGCGAUAUGAAUACUAAUGUAACUUUUGGUUGUGAAGGCAGUACUUCCAAAAUCCCCUGUUGUCAAGAAUAUCCUUUCCCCCUUUUUACUCAAGUACAACAAAUUGAUUAGAAUUUCUGAAGUAAAAGUUUAAGUCUGUGUUCUUCAACACACUUAGCACUGACAGGCCAAAACCUCAUGAACCACAGAGCAGUAUCACCAAAACCUGACAAGAUGGGAGAUCAGUCUGCUGAGAUGCAUGAAGGUGCACAUCACUGUCAGUAAGGAUGGUGUUUGGGAAUUCUGGAUAUGGUUCCAGGAACUUCUGCUUGAACAGCAUUUUUAACUGUUGGUUACAGUUUCAUUAAUUCCCAUACAUUCUAGUCCCUACUGUUCCCAAAACAGUAUGUUCAGUGAAUGUGAGCUCAGGUUGAAAAAGAAUUCAUAGUUGAGUUUUUGCUCUUAGCCGAUAUAUACUGGGUAUACUGAGGAAAGUGACUGUGGGUAUCCUGUAUCAGCUGUAUAAAUUGUACUAUUUAAGUGUUGCAUGUAAGUGCUACAAUCCCAACUGGAUUUGUGACAUAGUAAAAGACAUUUAGAAUCUUGUUCUGGAUUGGGCCUUGACUCAGAUUUUCUUCAUCCUAAAAUACAGACAGUUAAUGCUGAACUAACUUGAGUUGCUUGCAAGAAGAAGACAAACAUCUGUUGUGGUUUUUCAGUCUUGCAGCAGAAGGACGAGUCAGUAUGUUGGUGCAAAAUUGAUCAUGUAUAUGAAGAAAAUUGCUUAUAUGUAACCAGAAAGUAAUGAAGUGAAACCAGAGUAUAUAUACAUCUAAUUAUGAAAUACCUUGUAGUAAAAAGAAUCCAGAGAAAAUGUGGUAUCAGUGAAACUUGUCUGAAAUGACCAAUAAAAAUAUGCUGCUUAAAUUAAA
This is a messenger RNA of Pseudopodoces humilis (Tibetan ground-tit), 14722 nucleotides long. It is a transcript of the gene ROCK2, whose product is annotated as Rho associated coiled-coil containing protein kinase 2. Gene Ontology annotation, molecular function: Rho-dependent protein serine/threonine kinase activity; small GTPase binding; ATP binding. Lineage: Eukaryota; Metazoa; Chordata; Aves; Passeriformes; Paridae. Gene Ontology annotation, biological process: peptidyl-threonine phosphorylation; smooth muscle contraction; Rho protein signal transduction. The record is from RefSeq and is a predicted model, not a curated record. Gene Ontology annotation, cellular component: centrosome; cytoplasm; cytoskeleton.